Messenger RNA from Podarcis lilfordi (Lilford's wall lizard), 28553 nucleotides. Lineage: Eukaryota; Metazoa; Chordata; Lepidosauria; Squamata; Lacertidae. The record is from the annotation of a GenBank genome assembly.
AUGAUGGUCUUUAAAGUCAAGUAAGUUCUGGCUGAGAAAGCACUGCUGCCUACAUGUGGAAUGGACAUGGAGCCCCCUACUGUAACCAGGUGGAAUUUCAUGAAUGUUCCAUAAAUGGCCUUAGGGCUGCUCAGAACUGGAGACUUGGGUGGUAUCUCCAGACAUCCUUUUUAUUAUACAUUCAUGAUUACUUGUUCUCAUGAUGGCAUUUCUACAAGCCAUCCUUAUGUUCCUAUAACAAUAAUCUAGGAACUUCCAUCACUUUGGAACUAACCUAAGUUUUACUGCCUGUGUUUUCUGAAUGCUAGGUUAUGCAAAAGCACAUGAAUCUGAUCUUUGGAGAGUUUGUAAAUAAACCAUUUUUAGCUUACCAAAUGUGUGGUCAUUUUCUACUCUAGGGGGAGUGAGAAAUUUUGGAAGGGACUUAGAAGGACAUGUUUUAAAGGUCUAACAGCCUAUAUUUCCAUGCUUUGCUUUGCUGCAUGUUUUGUGGUUUUAAAUCUCUGCUGGGGUUCUCCCACCAAAAAGCACUUGCCCCAAACCUGGAUCCUGGCAUCCAGGAAAUUCUCCUUUUUAGAACUAAUUCUUCUUUGCCAACCAACAGACCAGUGGUGGAGCAUAAUCUAAAGGUGCUCUGGGUGGGCGCCUGGGGCACACCCCCAACAGAGGUGAGACCUGUUGUGGCCAGGUGCCUCACACAAUGCAGUCUCCCUCCACCCCUCGGUCAGGCUUGACCUGGAAGUGGAGCUGCGGCUGGUGGCGUUGGGUCACACAAGGAAGCUGUCUCUACAGCCCCCGCACAUGCCAGAGUUAGGCUCCAAUGAGGGAGCCUGCUGUGGGGGCGCCUGGUUGUGCCCCCUAAAAGAAAUGUGCCUGAGGCCACAGCACCCACAGCACCUCCACGCUGCGCUGUUGCAACAGACCACACAACAGGUCAGAUCAUUUGCCUGCCUAGUUUAGUGAUGGCUACAUUGACUGCCAGGGGCUCGCCAGGAUCUUUUCCAAUACCCAUUAACUGGUGAUCCACCCUGAAGUGAGCUGUCCUAGUUAGCUGCUUAUGACCCAUUUGUACAUUUGGUGGGAUCAUGAAAUAUACUUGGAGUCGAGAGUGAAUUUCAUGCUCUUUAUUCAGCUCAUAGUAGCAAUGAAUGAAACUUCAACCAAAAACGUCUAGCUAUAUAUACAUUAUUCACACAAUGGGCCCUGUGUGAUUGGCUAAUUCCGGGCUGCUCCUGUAGGCCAAUCAGGUUGUGGAUUCACCUCCUCCAGAAGCCUGAUUGGCUGCUGCUGCAAGCCAAUCAGAUCGCUGAUUCACUUCCACCUGGAGCUGGAUUGGGUGGCUCCUGCGGACCAAUCAGACUGCUGCAUUCUGGAUCCUAUUGAUCUAGGAUUCAGCUCAGUACAUAACAGAUCAACUGAUAAAGCUUUUCCUGGAUUCUACCACUUCAGGCUGCCAGUUUGAGGCUAUGUGUUGGAAUGACCCCAUUACAAAAUAAAACUUCUUAGGGAUAAGGAAAGGCUGAAUGUUUCUCCUCCAGCUGUGUGUAUGUGCGUGUGCGUAGUCCUUUUAGCAUUCAAAUAUGCGAUCCUCUACCUCAGUGGAGGUUGGCCUGUGCCUCUUUACCACAACUCCAGGGGUACAUCAUCAUCAUCAUCGUCAUAAAAAUAAUAAAAAAAUUAUUUAUAUCCUGCCCUCCCCAGUCGAAGCCGGGCUCAGAGUGGCUAACAAUAAAAGAAACACAGCAUUCUAAAAUCAAUUCAUUCUAAAAUCAGUUCAAAAUCAAAUUUAUGGCAACCAUUGGGCUAGAGUUCUGUGAGGAUUACCAAACGAGGGGGUCAGACUGUGCCUUGGCCAAAGGCCUGGUGGAACAGCUCUGUCUUGCAGGCCCUGCAGAAAGAUGUCAAGUCCCGCAGGGCCCUAGUCUCUUGUGACAGAGCGUUCCACCAGAUCGGGGCCACAACUGAAAAAAUAUGAUCAUGGAAUCUGGAUGGUCUCCCAUUCACACACGCAAAAAACCCAUCCAUAUCAGCCUUUCCCAAGGCUGGUGUUGGACUGCAACUUCCAUCAGCACCAGCCAUCAUGGUUCAGGGAUGGUGGGAAUUGUAGUCCAAUAACUUUUUGGGGCCCGAGGUUGGGAAAGUCUGGCUUAAAUUGUCUCUUGCCUCAAACACAAUGCUUUUCAACAUACAUGUGUACUGCCCACAACCACAUGCUUGAGUGUGUUGUUGCCUUACUGAAGCAAACAUGCCAUCUAGUGUCCAUGUGUUGCAAAACAGCUCAUUUAUCUGCACGAAUGCCAACACUGAUCUUUCCCUAACCGCCUUUGGAAAGGAGGAUGGUCCAUAACUUGUGCCUAGAAGUUAUCAGUUGCCCUCCUCUCCUAGGUUGCCAGUCCCCCACUCCCUCCCCUUCUAGACCAUUGUGGACAUGAGAGGAUAGGCCUAUCCCAGGCCAGCCCUACCAUUCAGCGAUGUGAGGUGGAUGGAAGGGCAGCCCAUUUUUAGUUACUUGAAUUUAUUAUUGUUAUAUUUUUUUACUGUCAUAGAGGGGCAGAGACACAUGUGCCUGGAACUUUCUGCCUUGGGGGCCAAAAUAAUCUGAGUGCUUUGUUAGAAUUGUGGGUGCCAUUUGCCCCAGGCAGCAAAAUAUCUUGUCUAUCAAUAGACAUUGGCCGUGGCAAGGCAAGCGGAGCCUCUAAUUAAGGCAGGUUAUUUCUUUCCGUGAUUUUUAUCCCGCCUUUCAGCAUACAAAUCCUUCCAAGACAGCUCACUAGAAACAUCAAACCACAUUAAAAUACACACACACAUAUGCACCAGAAUCCUUCCCACAAGACAGUUGGUGUGGGGAGAGAAGGGAAUAGUCUAGAUGGAACAUGUGCAAUUGAUGGGUGCUGAGGAGCAUUGCUUUUGCACUUUCCCUGUUGACUGUGUCAGCAUCUUUUGCCAUAGAUCAGGAAUCGGAAACCAGUGGACCUCUGGAUCUCAUUGUACUCCCGACUCCCAACAGCUUGUAUUGCCAGUGCUCAGGGCCAAGGGGUGCUGUAGUCCAUCAGUGUCUGCAAGGGCCACAGAUUAAGUAACUGGCUGACUGACCGAACCCAAAGGGUACUCAUCAAUGGUUCCUCUUCAUCCUGGAGAAGAGUGACUAGUGGGGUGCCACAGGGUUCUGUCUUGGGCCCGGUCUUAUUCAACAUCUUUAUCAACGACUUGGAUGAUGGACUCAAGGGCAUCCUGAUCAAAUUUGCAGAUGACACCAAACUGGGAGGGGUGGCUAACACCCCAGAGGACAGGAUCACACUUCAAAAUGACCUUGACAGAUUAGAGAACUGAGCCAAAACAAACAAGAUGAAUUUUAACAGGGAGAAAUGUAAAGUAUUGCACUUGGGCAAAAAACAUGAGAGGCACAAAUACAAGAUGGGUGACACCUGGCUUGAGAGCAGUACAUGUGAAAAGGAUCUAGGAGUCUUGGUUGACCACAAACUUGACAUGAGCCAACAGUGUGACGCGGCAGCUAAAAAAGCCAAUGCAAUUCUGGGCCUCAUCAAUAGGAAUAUAGCAUCUAGAUCAAGGGAAGUAAUAGUGCCACUGUAUUCUGCUCUGGUCAGACCUCACCUGGAGUACUGUGUCCAGUUCUGGGCACCACAGUUCAAGAAGGACACUGACAAACUGGAACGUGUCCAGAGGAGGGCAACCGAAAUGGUCAAAGGCCUGGAAAUGAUGCCUUAUGAGGAACGGCUAAGGGAGCUGGGCAUGUUUAGCCUGGAGAAAAGGAGGUUAAGGGGUGAUAUGAUAGCCAUGUUCAAAUAUAUAAAAGGAUGUCACACAGAGGAGGGAGAAAGGUUGUUUUCUGCUGCUCCAGAGAAGCGGACACGGAGCAAUGGAUCCAAACUACAAGAAAGAAGAUUCCACCUAAACAUUAGGAAGAACUUCCUGACAGUAAGAGCUGUUCGACAGUGAGAGUGUGGUGGAGUCUCCUUCUUUGGAGGUCUUUAAGCAGAGGCUUGACAACCAUAUGUCAGGAGUGCUCUGAUGGUGUUUCCUGCUUGGCAGGGGGUUGGACUCGAUGGCCCUUGUGGUCUCUUCCAACUCUAGGAUUCUAUGAUUCUAUGAUUCUAUGACAGAAGAAGAGCGCUGCUGGAUCAGGCCAAAGGUGCACCUACUCCAGCACCUGGUUCUCAAAGGGGCCAACCAGAGGCCUACAGCAGCUAUGAUCAGGACUGGGCAAGAUUAACACUUGCAGUGGUGCCAGCUUCAGGGGGCCUGGGCUGCCUGGGCACCCACAAUUUUUUUGCUGUGGGUGCCUGGCCUCUACCCCUCCCCUCCCCUGCCAGUCGCCACCUUACCUCUGCUACUCCAGCGCCAUGGGGGCGACUUAGAUGGAGCCUGCACCUACACGCCAUGGGCCUGCUGCGACCAGAGGCACAGGCUCCGGCCCAGUCACCACUGUGGCACCAGAGUGUGUGCACCCCACGCCAUGCUGUCACAACAUCACAUGGCGUCAUGAGGUCAUGCCACACAAUGUUACAAUGGCGCUGCAUGCGUGCUGGGCACCCACAGUCUGGGGUCCAAGUCGGCACUGCUGAACUGUGAUUCAGUUCUUCUAUCUGUGUCAUCUAUAAGAGCCUUGCUGCGUCAGAAUUUGGGUCAAUCUAGCAGGGCAGGCUCAAGACAUUUUGGCACCUGAAGCGAACCACAAAAUAGUGCCUUCCUUCUUGCUGAGGAAGAAGGGGUGAGUGAACAUCUGCAUCUGGAACAAGGGGGGUGGGGGAGAUCAACAUCAGGGACAAGGGUGGGAGGAGACCAGCAGCAUAUCCCAUUUAAUAAUAAUAAUAAUAACAACAAUAAUAAUAAUUUUUAUUUGUACCCCGCCUUCCCCAGCUGGAGCUGGCCUCAGAGCGGCUAACAUCAUAUAAAUAACACAGUAUACAUAAAAGCAGCCAUCAAUUAAUUAAAAUACAUCUUAAAAUUAAUUCAGACAAAUAAAAAUCUGGACAAAUGGCAGCUAUCAGGUUAAGAUUGAGAGCGGUUAAAACUUGCCAGGACCAACUGUUUUCACUGAUCAUAUAAGGACCUGUGAACAGGCUGGGAUAGUGCUAGUUGCAAGUCUGCAGAACUUCACAUACAUUAUCUCAGUAAUCCUCGGAGUAUCCCUCUAAGUAGAGUAGCAUUAUUAUUCCCAUGUUGAAAAUGGAUUUGUGGUCAUAAAAUACUAUUUUCAAAAAACUAUGUUAGGAAAAAAUGUGUUAGAAAUUUGCCAAGAGGUUGCUGGCGGGGGAGGCUGCCAAGGAGGCGGCAGAUCCAGCCUCUGGGAACCGCACCAAAGCUAUUGCUGCCACCACAGUAGCAGCAGCGUUGGAAGCGGGCAAUGCCUCCCUUGGAGGCUGGGUCUGUCACCACACCUUGUCUCCUGGGCGGGCCGGCCCUGUCAUUUGGCACGGGAUGCUCUGAACACCAGUGGCUUUGCAUGUGCUUGUGGAGUGGCUUACAAGCAGGGCAACACAGGAACAGCCCUGCCUUGCUCUUUGCCCCAGAAUCUGUAAUAAUAAGAACCACCACCAGAUGCUGUUAGGAGGAUGUUAGAGAGGCGAACAAUCUGCUUACAUGUGUCAACAAAUAACUGAGCCACAGGCUUCCAGGGUCAUUCACACGUAACAUUUUAAGAGGGUUCAGUCUGCAUACGCAGUAACUGAAUGUGCAAAUCACGGAGUGUACACACACGUGGCCCUGUGUAGAGACAUACUGUAGCUGUGCUCAAUACAAGGUGCCACGCGAACAAGCCUGUAUUCAGAGUGUUUCACGUGUAUGAUCUGGUCCUUUUGACAACCAUCCCGCAAGGUUAAUUAGAAUUGUUCUAUGAUAUCUCUGAAUUGCAGUUGGGGGGUGGGGGUGGGAGGGUAGCGCUGCAGCGCAGGGGGACUUAGUCCCUUCGUGUCAGACGCGAUCUUCCAAGAGAGGACUUCAGCUCCCUCUGCCAAGAGAUACACUGCCGCCGCACGUGGAGGCUCUGCCCGACACCCUGGACCGAUCGUAUGUCCUCUGAUGCUCCCUCCUUCUCAGGCAGUAGCGGCUCUGGAGUGACCACUCGUGUCCCCCUCCGGCGAUUUCCAGCCUCUCCGGAGAGACCACGGCGCCGGCCAGUUAUUUCCUUACAAGGCCGGGCCCGAGCGCUGCUUUAAGGGAGACGGGCGAGGAGGCGGGUGGAGGAGCCGGCGCGCCAGGCGUGGAGGCGGGAGGCGGGCCGCUCUGCGUGGCUGGCUGGCUCCGUGGGCCGGGAAGGGGCUGCCGGGCUCGGGCAUGGGCUGACUCCGCACGGCGCUCCCGCCUGGCUGCCAGCAGGUAGGAUGGAGGGCAGCCAUCCCGGGGGGGGGGGCAGGCUUGGCGGAGGGCAGGGCAGGGCGAAGCGGGGCUGGGGAGGGAGUGGGAUUGCGCGCGCGGGAGUGGGCUGGGGGGGCUGCUUGUGCGCGCGCGCGCAUCCCACUCCCGCCGCCCCCGCGAGGCGCACGCAGCGCCAGUCUGGGAAGCGCGCAGGACGCGGACGCCGAAGGAAUGCAAACGACGGCGGAUUGCGGCGGGAGAAGCGCGCGCGCUGCUGGUGGUUCUGGCAGCGGAGGAUCGGGCGCGGGAGUGAAAGGCGGAGAGGUAGGGCAGGGCGGCGGGAAGCCGCGCAGGGCUCGCGGGGGCAGGCGGGGGGUUGUGCGCACAGCCCUGCGGCUUGCCGGCAGGGCGCUCUCUCGCGGCGAGGCGGGAGCCCAGUCCGGGUCCUGCGGGUGGGGAGGGGGCGGUGGGGGUCCAGGAAGCCCCGGGCGGCGGGGCGGGUGCGCAAGGGACAGGGAUCUGCCUAGGUGGGCACAAGGAGAGCGCCAGCCAAGAAAGUUUUAUGCACCUAUGUAGGCAUCGGAUCUAACCUAGAAGUCUGGCUCUCGACGGGCAAAUGAUGGGCAUCUUAAAUUUGCUGCAGGCAGUCGAGGGAUAUCGAAUUUGUCGGGUCUGUUUUGGUCGGGUGAAGCUCCCCAAAUCGUUCUUCUUUGCUCUGUCCCCAAACAGGAGGAUCCACCAUUUGCUGAAUUGUUUGUGUGUCUGUGAAUAUGUAAGGUUUCACUGAGCUGUUUUUGUUGUUGCUGAACACAUGCGAGACUUGCCUGUUGUGCUUCUGUAGUAGAGCUCCUGCUAUGCUGUUUCUCUGCUUGCUGCACCAAGCUGGCUAGUCGUCCAAGCUUGUAUUAGUCCACCAACAGGUUCUUUUCUGUCUCCCCACCCCUCGUCUGAACCCUUUUUAUCCAUCCAUCAGUUUGUCCAGCCAUUUUCUGGAUUCUUUCAGCCCCCAUAUGCUCCCCUUCCCAUGGCAUGCUCAAGCGCUGCCUCCAUAAAAAUGCCUUUCCUCUUCAGCUAAUGCUUCAUCAUUUUCAGUCUUCAUCAAUAUUGUGUACCAACUCUCAUCCCUCCAUUCACAUCUAUGCACCACAUCCAGAUCCACCCUUUGCACACACUCCCCUCCCAUGCCUCCAUCCUUAUCCAUUCAUGCCUAUUUAUAUCACUUCAUAUCCAUCUAUGCAGCCUCAGGUCUGACUGCCACAAAAUGAGAUGGUACACAUGCACAUCCACAUUUCAGUUGCAUGCAAACACAUGUUAUUUACACCACAGAUUCAAGUGUACCUCCAAUGUACGUACAUGCAGAUUUUCAAAAUCUCGUGUACUGGCAUACAUACAUGCAAUCAUAUUCAUGCAGUGUUUGAUAAUGCUUCUGCAUCUCCCUUGUGUUGCAGUCUUCACAUACAGCCCCCCAGUGCUUUUUCCUGGGGGGCCGCAGGGGUACGCAUAGCCCUAAACAUUUUGUGAAUCUAAGUUUGGCCUCAUUGAGGGGCAGUAUUUCAAUAUGAGUAGGGAAAUGAGAGUACCUCCUAAACAUUUUUUUUAAAGAAAUAAAGCACUGCAGCCCCCAGUUCCACACACAUCAUUUGGGACUUCACACGCACGUUGCUAGCUCACUGUGAUCGUAAUAUGAUGCACGAUUUAUGCAAACAUUAUGCUUUCCACUCAAAUUUCCCAGUAUGUUGGCAACAUUCAUUGCAUGCCAAACAUCACACUCCCCCAGCAUAUACCUCCAUCAUUCAUUAAAAAAACAAGAGCAGUUGAAUACACAGUCAUCCCCCAUCACAAUCAGACACAUUGGUCCUCACAUGUAGAUCCAAUGCACAUUCAGUCCCAGACAGCUAUAUAACCAAGAUGUAACUGAGUGUUUUAUAACGACCACAAUACUCAGGUAAACAAGGGGAGAAUGUGGUAUAAUUAUGGACAGAAUAUCAGAUGGAGUGGAAAGACCUGCUGUUAAUCUCAAUGCCUUGCGCAAUUUAUUUUCAGCAUUUACUGAAAGUUAAUCCUCACAGGCUUGUUGUGCAGAUAAAAGGGGGUAACGAUCCCAGCUAUGCUGCCCUAAGAUCCUUGAAGGAAGAUACAAAUGUGACAGUUAAAUAAGAACAGUUUGCUAACACACACAUAUGGGCAGACACACCUGCCUCCUUAAACACCCUGGUUGGCAACGCAGUCCCUGAUUUAAACAUUCUCUUCUGUACACACACUUCAGCAUAAUUGGUGUGUAUGCACAUGGCACCUGAGGUAAUUCUGCCCCCCACAAUAUAUAUAUUGUGUGUGUGUGUGUGUAUGUGUGUGUAUAUAUAUAUAUAUAUAUAUAUAUAUAUAUAUAUAUAUAUGGUUUUAAUGAAAGGCACCCAUGAGGAUUUGGUGGCAGCAGCAGCAGAUUUUUAAAAUAAUAGUUCAGAAUACUCUGUCCAUUCUGGCUGGUGAUAGGUGAGGGGUUGUGGAGGGGUGAGGGACUUCUGUGCCACAAAGACCUCUGGCAGGGGGAGCAGUGGCCUGAGGUCUUUGUGCCACAGGCUACCUUGCAGGCCACCUCCACCCCCUCCCUGGUCAGCAUUAGGUUCUGUGAAUGAACCAGGAUACCCAUGGUUACGGGUGGAAGGCUAGCUUUGCCCCCCCCCCAAGUGUGACACUUCCCCUCACUUCUAUCAGUGGUAUACUUGGGGAUGUUGAGUGUUCCUUGCCUCUUAGUGACUCCAGCCAUGGAGGACUAAAGUAGAUGAAAUAGCAGCAGAUUUGUGAUCGCUACAGGCACUGCCCAAAUCCCAUCAGAUUUCCUUAUUGAAAAUGCCUUAAACUUAGAUUUCCUUAUUGAAAUUGCCAUAUCUGCAGCUACAAUUUGCCCCCCCCCCCGCAAUAAAACACAUCCGGGCACCCUUGUGGUGUGAUAGCCCCAGUCUGAUUUUUAUCCCCACUUGCAGAACUGCUAUUUAAAACCCCGAACAAUCUCUGCCUAUUAAUAAAGAAAACAUCUGUGCUGGCCUUGAGAAUCAAGCUUACCCUUCAUUGCCUUAGCCCAUCUAAUUGGUUCUGUUUUUUGGUCAAGACAAUGCCAGGUCUGGGGUUGGCUUUUUUUAAGCCCCAAUUGCAAUGUCAGCCUCCACACUCCUACGUUUUUUAUUUCUUCAGUAAAUUUUUCUGCCACCACUCAGAGCAACACUCUCUCAAAGUGGCUUAUAAGCAUACCUAAAAUAAUAUUAGUUUAAUAAUGACAGUAACAAUAACAACAACAACAACAAUAAUAAUCCAGUUAAAAAACUGAAAGGCCAGCAAAACACCUUUUGUAAAACUCAAGAUGGAAACAGAUCAUUUUUAAAGGAUAUUUAAAAGUCACACGGGUGUGGUAUUUUAUGUUCCUUUUGUCUUACUUUUUCUUCUUACUUCUUUGGUUUAUUUUGUGGUUAAGUGUGUGUAUCUUAUUGUUUUGUUUGUUUGUUUGUUUGUUUGUUUGUAAGUAUGCCUAAAUAAAACAUUUAAUUAAAAAAUAAAAAUAAAAGUUAACAAAUGCUUCCUCUGAGAGAUAGUUUCAGAGAUAUGGGGCCACCACGGAAAAGGCCCUGUCUGUAGGCUGGGAAGUGGGGCCUCUGAGGCUUAUCUUAAGGCUUGAGCAGGUUCAUAUGGACUGCUGGGGAAGUUGAUGCUACUCUCUGCCAUCUGCAACUCCAGUUUGGAUGUUUGUUGGUUCAGUCAGGAAGGAAGUGUAGGCACAGUUACACUCCCACCCCAAGCCUGUCCUACCACCAAGCAGCCACCAUAGGCAGUUGGAUGUUUGGAGGAAUUGAGGUUGGCGGAGUGAGAGACAGGCAGCUCGGAUCCAUGGGCCUCUUCAUCUCAGUGCAACUUGCACAGGCAAACUUCCUGCUGGAUUGCAAAUUAAGGGGAGGGUGGGGGCUGUCUUUUCAGUUGCCGUCUUCGAACACCCCAGGUGUGUUGGGUUGGCCCUGACCAUGUGCCUCCAAAAUGUGCAGUGAUUGUCUUUGGCAGAGGAAAGCGGCAACCCACAUAUUCUUCUUGGGAUUUUUCAGUGUUUUUAACCACAUCUAUGCCCCAUAUCCUUUCUGUUCCCAGGCAUUGGGACAGACUACACAAAUUAGAAAGCAUCCUGAGGCCUAGCAGAGAUGACACUUUUUAAAAAUAAAAAAAGAGAUAUCCUGGAUGUAUAUUUUAUACAUUACUGUUAACCACUUUGACCAAAUUCUUUCUUCUUGAUAGCUCUUCUGUUCCUUAGACAGGGGUCUGGGUGCUGGAAGUGUAUUUUGCCAAUCUGUCCCCAUAAAAGUGGCCAGAUUCUGUAACAAAGUUGACACCCUCUAGCAGCAACUGUUUCACAGUUAAGGAGGGCGUGCGCUCCAGCAGAGCAUCACACACAUACACACACACGUGUAUAACAUGCAGAGUCCUAAAAGUGAGCAGUGGUCUGCAAGUGUGGAGAUGGAACUUUGUUCAUGUAGUAACAUUUUCUCUGUCUCUUAUCACUUAAGCAAAAAUUACUUCUUGAAACUACAGGCAAACCACACACCUGGAUUUAUUUAUUUUUAGUCGGCGAACCUUUUAGCUGGCUGUGGCACAGCUCCUAUUCAUUUCAAUGGGGAGUUGGAUUUUAAAGCACCCACCAAUAUUUGACCCAAACUCAACUUCUCUCCUUCUGGAAAUUAAUAAAAGGAAACCAUCUUUCCAAAUACUUACUGUACAUAAUUUUUGUCUGCCAUUUCCUGUACAUAAUCUGUCUUCAUCUUUUUGCAUCGCUUUUAUUUUAUUGUCAAUUAUCUUUUGCUGUUGCUGCCACAUACUGCAACUAGAUGCUGCUAUAACGUAUGGCAUUAAUUUCUCAUUUUCAACUUCUGCAUAACCUUUCAUAUUUAUUAGAGGAGGGGGAAGCAAUGGUCCUAUAUUUACAAAAUACUUGGUUUUUCUUUGUUCAGGUCUUUAGCCUAGGGUUUCCAGCUGGCCCCUGGAAGACACAACGCCCAGCAGCCUGGUCUUGCUCCUCUGCAAUUUAGCAGUCAUGAGAGCUGCAGAAAUAAGCAAGCAAUGCUUUUCACAGCAUAUUACUUGUUGAUAUCUGCAGGAACUAAUAGCACAGGUGCAGGGCAAAUAAAGAAGUUGACAACCCUGGCUUUAUGUGGCCUGUUGCUACACAGUGAUGGGGGAGAAAAGACUAUAAACUCUUCAGGAUGAAAUGGCUAUUCUCUGUCCCCCCCACUUUUGCUUAUGUGACCAUAACAGCGGUUGAAUGGCCUCCUAAAUAGUCAGGAGAUGAAUCCCAAACACAAUCAGCAUUCUUUUUGUAUUGGACAGCUACUCAUUACAAAAGAAAGAAAGAAAGAAAGAACUUUGCAUAAAAAUGUGCAUAUCCUAAUUUAUAUAAAAGGCAAAGGGACCCCUGACCGUUAGGUCCAGUCGCGAAUAACUCUGGGGUUGCGGCGCUCAUCUCGCUUUAUUGGCCGAGGGAGCCGGCAUACAGCUCCCAGGUCAUGUGGCCAGCAUGACUAAGCCGCUUCUGGUGAAACUCCGUUUACCUUCCCGCCGGAGGGGUACCUAUUUAUCUUUGUGCUUUCAAACUGCUAGGUUGGCAGGAGCAGGGACCGAGCAACGGGAGCUCACCCCAUCGCGGGGAUUUGAACCGCCGACCUUCUGAUGGGCAAGCCCUAGGCUCUGUGGUUUAGACCACUAAUUUAUAUACGUAUGUGCAAAUUUGGAAAUAAUGAUGACAAUAGAAAUGAAAAUAUAAUAAAUCUCCCCAUAGUGGGGAAGACUUGUGGGCCUGCUCCGUCUGCUUUCCAGGUGCUGCAGAUGGACAACCUCAAGGCCCUCUCCCUACUCUCUCUUCUAAGGGCUCUUUAUCUUUAACCCACUCAGACCAGAAAGCUGUUCAAGUGGAGGACACCUCCAAAUACAGAGGCAUGUUCUCCGAAAGCUUUUCAAAUAGGGGAUGGUCUUCUGUAAAGUAGGACACAUGAGUCCCCUAUCUAUAUACUCUGGCCUCCUAAACCAGCCCUAACCCCAAAUGUCAGGAGUGAAGGAAUAUCAGGGAUUACUUAUGCAGACCCCUUACUUACCCCAUAGAUGCAUACUGUGCUGUUGCUCUUCCGCUUGGACCCAAAACUGCUUGCACUCUUGAGGAGUGGUGUGUGUGUGUGUGUGUGUGUGUGUGAGAGAGAGAGAGAGAGAGAGAGAGAGAGACUCCUCUUCUGACAUUUCCAGAAAUUCUUCCCUAUGUAUCAACCUAGAGGGCCCCUCAAGGGGGUUAGACUAAAUGACCCUCGGGAUCCCUUCCAACUCUACAGUUCUAUGAUUCCCCCGUGGAUUCCAUGCCUGGCACCAGGUCAGGGCUAGGCAUGACAGGACCCAGAAACUGCUGCUAAUCAGGUCGGACCAAAACCUUUUGCUGAAUGAGGCAAAGCAGCAAAUGGCACACACCCACCCAUAAGCCAAGAUGCAUAUAGGACCCAAGCAGUGGCGGAGCUAGCCGCUCAGGCACCUAGAGUGGGGCAUAUGCCAUGCACCUGGGGGCGGGGUGAUCCGCCCAGGGGGGAUUUUGUCACACACAGCCUGGGGUGACACCCGGGGCAUACUGCCCCCACCGCCCCCCUUCCUACACCCCUGGACCCAAGGCAAACUAUUUUUGCACCUGAGGGAGAAAAUCUCACAGGUGCCUGUUUCUUCCCUCGACAGUAGAAAUACGCGAAUCAAUUAAAUUAAUUAGAACAAAAUAACAAUUUGCUGCCCUUUCAUGAUACCCCAAACCAGCUGCUUGAGAUGGCUGCUUUGCUUUGUCUAAUGGUAGGGCCAGCAGCAGAUUUUGGGGACCAUUCAGGAUGGCAGAGUGGGAGGCAGCUGGUUCUCUUCCAUGGAUCCCAAGUGCCCAAUGUCGCCUGGGAGACCUCCCAUCUCGUUCAUUUCAGAAAAGCUUGAACAGAGAACUUCUGAGUGGAUCAUAGCCAAAUUAAUACAUCUGUAUGCGGAGCAGGGGAGCUCUUUGGAAUUUCUGCCACAGGCAUCAAAGUGUCUUGACCUGGCUCUGCACUGGGCCCUACAUUCGACAAAUGUUUUAUAUCUCAUGACAGAGGAAUGAUCUCUGAAGUUUCCGGCCGAAGAAGCCGUGGGAAUGAGCUGACCCCAUUUCAGUGAUCUGUUUUGUGUGUGUGUUCCUUCCGACAUCUCUGGGCCUAGCUAUUCCUGCGCUGCCCGUCUGCAGCCGUCCGCAAUGCCGCUCGGGAAAGGCUGGAAGAAAAAGGUCGAGGACAUCACCAGCGUCUACGACAUCAAAGAGAAGCUGGGCACGUGAGUGAACCGACAACGGCUAAUGGAAGACCUGUGGGGGGCACUCUGUGCCAUGUGGGUCCUGCCAACCACACCCAGUUGGGAACUGAGGCUUCCUGGCACUCGUCAUUCCUUGAUUUUAAAGCCUCCUUUUGCUUCCCAUAUUCUGAGCUGCCCCUUCUCUGCUGCCACAGCAGACUUCCUUAACCUGGUGCCCUCCAGAACUUUUGGACCACAAAUUCCAUCAGCCCCAGAUGGCAAAGUAACAUCCUCUCUUCCUCCCACCCACCUUAACAUCAUUUUCUCCCUCUGCUCCCAGCCCAAUCCCUGGCCAACUGAUCUGAACCUACAGGGCUUCUCUCAUGGGGAUAAACUUUGGUUUUGCUCUGCCAUUCCUCAAAGCCCUUCUCCUUAACUUCAGUUGACAAAUCAGUACUCAUUUUAAACGUUGUCAACAUAAGCAAAAUUAGCCUUUCCCAUGGGUAGUGGUGCCCUUAGGUAAUUUUAGAUUUCAGACCUCAUGGUCUUAAGGGUGGAGCUAUUAGGAUGGGUAAGGAAUUUUUAAAGGCAGCUCUGCUGUGUUUGGGCUCCCUCCUGUCAUUCUGCUGAGCAGAGCCUUGUAGGGCUGCCCCAAAAUCCUGUCCUGAUGGCACCACUGGGCAGGGAAGGUGAUAGGGGUGGCUGUGUGCUAUGCUAGCAGCUCACACCUUACCUUCCUAGUUCCAAGCCCAAAAUGAUGCCUCCCUCAAUCUGCCACUCUCAACCUGCCCUUCUCUUAGCCCCCUGGUCCUGCCCCAUCUCCUCUACUGCUCCAGCAGUUGGGCACCUGUUCCCCACUGCAGGGUGUCUCUUUCUGCAGAGACACCCCAGGAAUGGCGCAGCCUGAUGCACUUCAUUUGCAUGCUGUCAUCCUAUUGGCUGAACGGGGGGGGGGGGCUCUCACACAUGUCUGACGUGUAUGGGACAAUAAUAGACCAAGAGUCCAGGGAAUCAGAAGUGGGGGAGUGAGAACAGCCACAAAGUUAACUCUUCCCUAGCUGAGUGUACAAAUCUCUCUCCCUCCCCACUUUUGGGGUUUUCAGUGCAGUAGAAUGUGGAGUAGAAUGGGGUAGAAAUAGGUGCCAUUUCAGGAGAGGCAUGUAAUCUGGAACAGGACUCAACUCACCCCCUGCCCACCACUCCACAGAAAACCACUUAUUCUGCCUGAGCAGGGGAAGCCGCAGGCCUGGGUCCACACAGGCAUACUCGCCAGCUGUUUUCGCUGUAGCAUCCAGUGAUUGCGAGGGAACUGGCAUGUUGCUAGAUGUCGGUUUAGAAACCCUUUCGCUGGAGGCAGCUCACACAUUUAUCUAAGGACCAUCAGAUCAUGAAAUGUCAAGCAGUAAACAGAGCUGUGCAAAUCUGUUCCCCAUGUGAUGAAGAAGCAGGAUCCCGCUGUGAGCACUUGCAGUAACUCUCAAAAAGUUAUUCCCCUUGUGCAUUUUGGUAACACUUGGGUCAUUUGCCCUACUAAAAGGAACCCACAUCUGAUUUAACUUACUAGUGAAAUUAUUAACUGUUUUUGCUGUUGUUUCCAGCACCAGUACGAUGCAAGCUGAGGGGUUUUUUUGGACUGGGAACAAGCGAAUGCUAAGGGCUUCCUGUGAGAAAGUGAGAGAGACAAUCUGUGACAUUUAAAAGCUGAUUCGCUAUUUUGCAUCUUUUAGGCUGGAAUCCUGUAACCACUUUCCUGGGAAUAAGUCUCACUGAGCCAACUCAGUGAAACUCACUUCUGGGUAAACAUGCAUAUAGGAUUGUGUUGUCAAGGGCUACUGCAGCUGUUUUGAUUUUCCCACCAUCCCUGGCCAGACCAUAAUGGCUGCCUGCAUCUUUACUGAAAAUAUUAUAGCCAGUGGUGCAGUUAGGUAAAUUUAGACUCUGGAUUUUACGUUUUUAUGAGGAACACCUUUUUAGGGUAAAGUGUGCCACAUGGGAAAACAGCUCUGUGGCAUUGAGGGAGGUGCACGUGUGUGUGUGUGUGCAGACAGGUGGGUUUAUUCUGCCUCUCUCUGAUCCUCCUGCUGCCCUUUUCUGACAGAGGGGCCUUUUCAGAGGUGGUCUUGGCACAGGAGCAUGGAUCCCAACGCCUUGUAGCUCUCAAAUGUAUUCCCAAGAAAGCUCUGCGGGGCAAGGAAGCAGCAGUGGAGAAUGAAAUCGCUGUUCUCAAAAAGUAAGUAACUGUGUGUGUGUGUGUGUGUGUGUGUGUGGAGAUAGAUACCUAGAUAUAUUCAUGUUCCUUCUGGAAUAUAAAAUGCAUCCUCAGAAUCUGCUUUCAUUACUGGGGUUCAACUCUGUUCAACCAAUGGUGAUAAUGUUAGUUUUAUUAUGUGCCUCAAAACAUGUACAGAGAACCUUUCCCUGAGUGACUAAAAUCUAGUCCCUACAGAUCUGGGAUUGGGGAUCUAGGAUCCCCCACUUUUGGGUCAGAGAAUGUGGCUUUCAGUUAGACUUUUAACCACCACCACCCCCAGCAUUUCCUAUGCACUGGGUCUCUUGGUUUUUGAGCAACUGACCACAGGUUCAACAUCUUGCAAUAUUGUUUAUAAAUUGCAUUUAUUUCUUAACUUUCCUCCAAGGAGCUCAGGUUCUUUUCCCCCUCCAUCCCAGGUGGGUUAGGCUGAGAGGCAGUGACUGGCCAAGGUCACCUCGCUCACUUUGUGGCCGAGUGGGGAUUUGAAUUAGGGUCUAGCUUGUCAUGCAAGCUAAAUCUGUUGAAAUUCCCUUUUCUACAGCCAUGUUAAAGAUUCAGGGGAGCCCUUUCCUCUUUGGCAUCUGAGCCACCCUAAUUUGAAUUUGGGUCUCCCCAGUCCAAGUCCAGCUGGUCUCACCACGGCACUCUCAAGCCUUGCAUGUAGACACUUGACUGUAUUAUGUUCUAGACACAAGCCUGUCUCACAGCCAGGGGAGAAGCCAGGGUUUUCUGACUCAUGCCUACUCCUCCAUCUCUUAGUUUCUGUUUAAUCUCACUGGCACUGCAGGAUUCAGCAUGAGAACAUUGUGGCUCUGGAGGACAUUUAUGAGAGCCCCACUCACCUGUACCUGACCAUGCAGCUGUGAGUAGAAGUCCCUUGUGCUAUUCAUUUGGGUCUGGGUCGGGGGUGUCCCCAGAGUGUCUUGGAGAUGGCUAGUCCUUUCUGAAUUGGCUGGGAGUGGCAGGUGUGACACUGGGUUAGGUAGUUCAAGGGCUGAUGGAGAACAUGCAGCUACAGGUAUUUAGUACUGCUGCAGAUGAGAGCUAAGGGGCUACGGCCAGGGCUGAAUGCAGAAGCCGGCCUUUGAAGAGAGACCUGACGACGGGAGAGAGGAAGUGCAGUGUUGGAGGAUCUCGGCCCAUUAGGAACGCUUAAGCCAGGCAUGUCCAAAGUCCAUUUCAGGGGCCUAAUCCGCCCUGCUGGUCAAUUUAAUCUGGCCCCCAUAGCAGUAAUGCAAAAAAUAGCUAAAAAACUUUGGGGUAAAAUCCUUAAAAAAGCUCAACAACAUUGGUCGGCCCUCAUGCAUGUUCACUUCAUCAAAUCUGGCCCUCUUUGAAAAAAGUUUGGGCACCCCUGGCUUAAGUGUCUCAGAAUAUACCAGCUUUGACUCUUGUUUUUGGGGAGGGGCAGGCAAAAUCUGCAAAAGAAACUAUUGCAGAAGGUAAUUUUUGUAGGGGGAAUUAGAUGAUAGAACACCAGGAUCAGGGCUGGCCCAAGACAUUCUGUUGCCUUAUAUAAAAGACAAGACCACUUACGGUAUCUCCCUCCCAAUUCGUGCAUUUCAUGUACGGGAGUUAACUGGACCUGCAGUAUAAUAUCUGGGCACCAUCUGCACUGCACAUUUAAAGCCACAUUGCUACUUUGAGCAGUCAUGGCUUCCCCCAAAGAAUUAUGGGAACGGUAGUUUGUUAAGGGUGCCAAGUGUCUUUAGGAGGCCCCCACCUCCCACACAGAGCUAUCAUUCCCAAUAUGGCUUAACAAUCAAUCCCUCUUCCCAAGAAACUCAGGGAAUUGCAGCUUUGUGAGGGGAACAGGGGCCUCCUGCUUGAAAUGUAGAUGGGGCCUGGAGGUAAGCCACUUGUCUCUGGUUUGCAGCGUGACAGGAGGAGAGCUCUUUGACCGCAUCAUUGAGCGGGGCUACUACACCGAAAAGGAUGCCAGCCAGCUCAUCCGGCAGGUGCUGGAGGCAGUGAACUACCUGCACGAUCUGGGCAUUGUUCAUCGGGAUCUCAAGGUGAGAGCACAGAGGGCCCUGGGAUGGUCUGGGGCAGGAGUGGGGGUGCUAUGCAUGAUGUCAGGUGUGGGGUAGGUGAGCAUGUGGUCUCUUGGGUGCCAGACGAAGACAUUUUAAUCUUCUCAGGCUUUGAAACUGAAUUUUUUUAAUCCACUUAGUUUUAAACCUGUUGUGUAUAGCUAGUGACGUGUAUUUUCUGUGUUGUUUUAUUCUCUGCUGCUGAUUUGUUUUCUGUCCUUUUGCUGUGUUUUGAAGUGUUAUUGUUUGCAACCAGCCCAGAGAGCUUGGCUGUUGGGUGGAAUUCAAGUGCUACUAAUAAAUGAAUAAAGCAGGGAGGGAGGAAAGGCUACAGUCGCUGCUCACACUUCCAUAGGAAUUCAUUUUCACUCCUGGGGGGCCUUCAGAACUUGUGAGCCACCAAGCCGAAUGCAGCACAUGAGCUACAUAGGCCUGCCGGCCAGGUCACAUUCCUCCCCACCAUUUUCUGCACCUGCGGGUGAACUGCAAAAAUGGGAGGUUCAUUGGAGAGCUUGGAUGGACUGCACUCGGCUUGAUAGGCCUGCGCAAGUUGUGCAUUUGGUGGGUUAGAGUAGCAGGUGGUGCGAGGGGCCUCUGUUAUUUCUCAAGCUGAUGGAGAAAGAAGUUGCGUGGGGACAGUCCUUGGUUCACAUGCUAGUUGGGUUUAGUGGCAAAAACCAGACUUUGAUGGGGGAGGUUCAAAUCCCUCCUCACCCAUGAAGCCCACUGGCUGAACUCUUGGUACAACUGCCUCAUGUUUUUGCUUGAGGAAUCUAAUAUUUGUAGAUAGAAUUGUAGAGUUGGAAGGGAUCCCGAGGGUCAUCUAGUCCAACCUCCUGCAAUGCAGGAAUCUCAACUAAAGCAUCCAUGACAGAUGGCCAUCCAACCUCUGCUUGAAAACCUCCAAGGAAGGAGAGCCCGCAAGCUUCUGUUCCACUGUCAAAGAACUUUUGCCAUCAGAAAGUUCUUCCUGGAAUCUCCUUUCCUGUAACUUGAAUCCAUUGGUUUGCAUCCUACCCUCUGGAGCAGGAGAAAGAAGCUUGCAGAUAAUAAUAAUAAUAAUAAUAAUAAUAAUAAUAAUAAUAAUAAUUUGUACCCCACCCAUCUGGCUGGGUUUCCCCAGUCACUCUGGGCGGCUUUCAACAAAGAUUAAAAAUACAUUAAAAUAUCACACAUUAAAAACUUCCCUAAACAGGGCUGCCUUCAGAAGUCUUCUAAAUGUCAGGGAGUUGUUCCACAGGGCGGUCGCCACUACCGAGAAGGCUCUCUGUCUGGUUCCCUGUAGCUUUGCUUCUCGCAAUGAGGGAACCGCCAGAAGGCCCUCGGCGCUGGACCUCAGCAUCCGGGCAGAACAAUGGGGGUGGAGACGCUCCUUCAGGAGGAGCAGGCAAAGAGCCCCUUCAGGGACUGGCUGGCUACAGAGUUCAUGGGGGAUUCAAUAAUGCAGUGCAGCCCAGUGAGCUUGAAGGAAGUGCCUGUCAGCUGAUGAUGGGCACUGACUUCAAGCUAUGGUUUUCUUUUCUGGGUUGGGGCUGGCUAGGGAACUUUGUAGUGAAACUGAUCCCAGCUGGUUUGCUCUCACCAGCUGACUGGUGGUCACAAGAAGCCUCUCUACUCAAUGUACAAUUGGAAGUGCACUUUAAGGCUCCCAGCUGUGCACUGGGAGCCAUGUCUCCAGUUGACCCUCACCUGGCAUCAGAUGUUAUGCCUGGUGUGCAGCCAGCCGCUGGCCAUGGUUUGGGGGGAAAGGGCUCAGGCCAAAGUAGGCCAGUGGGAUGGACAGUCAGCCAUGUUUUACUAUUUUGUUUGUUGCCCUGGGCCCCUUUGAAAGGAAGGUGUGUCUGCCAGUCGCAUCAGUUGGGUUGCUUAAGGGAAAGGAGAAACGGAACUAAUAUGCAGGUAACCCAAUUUUGUGCUACACCCCAAACAGCCUGAAAACCUUCUCUAUGCUACUCCGUUUGAAGAUGCCAAGAUUAUGAUUACAGACUUUGGGCUGUCCAAGAUUGAGGCUGAUGGGAUCAUGUCCACAGCUUGCGGUACCCCUGGCUACGUGGGUGAGUGUGGCACGGGGGAGGUGGGCAUUGUAAGCUGAGUGGGAGCAGUAAGAUGGAGGGUGCCUCUGCAACUAAAAGGGGAAAUUCAUCUGCUUUUAGCCUUUCUUCAUGUAAUUAUGGCAAACUGCAAAAAUGGUCUGGUUGGCUGCUCUUUCUAGGGCAGAUAAUAUACAGAUGGAUGCCUGAAGUAUGGAUGUUGUGGGGUUUGUGGAGGGAUUGAGGUAACAAAGUAUACAUAAGCAAAACACUGUUCCAUUGGCAGAGCUUCCAAAAAUACUGCCCAUGUGUAUAGACAUAAUCUUGAGGUGAAGAAUUCUCUAUGCUAAAAAGAAAAAAAAAUGCCAUGAUAACCUGAAUUCUACAAUCUAUAUAAAAUCAUGUAACCUUUUUUCUGCUGCUACUAUUCACUGAGGAUAUUGCAAGCAACAAUUACAGGGCACGGAGGCUGUACCCAUGACCCCUGGCUAGUGUAGUGUGUGGGGUGCCAGGGGUGCUGUUGCCCCAGCCACACAAUCGGGUGGGGACAUGAACAAGGCUCCCUUUCGCAGAGAUCCCUGUCAUACCCCCCCCAUGCCCCGUCCCUGCCUGGCACAUGAGUGCCUGCCCAGAGGCAGUGGGGGCCAAGGUGCCUUCACCCUCCAUGCCCUGGUCCUACACUUGUCUGCCACGCGUGCGCACGCACCCACCCUAGGCGCUGGCAAACAGUGCUACGCCACUGCCCCGGCAAUCUUACACCCAUGGCUUUUGAAUCUUUGCCAGUCAUUAGGUUUACACUUCCAUGCAUGUUUUUCAUAAGUAUUCAUGCUGCUGCCUUUUAAUUAAUUACCAGACAAAAGCUGAGGUUUCCAGGUGGCAAAUUUGGAGGUGUUUCUGUGCCCCUACAGAAUGUCAGCAUACACACAACCCUGUUUUGUAAUCCCUCAGAUUCUCCCAACUGGAGUGAUUCAGAAGUGGGUGGGUUGGGGGUGACCUAGCUAAGGCCGCUCGCCCUUAAUUGUGCAGGGUCACAGUGCUACAUGAGCACACAGGGGUGAAUUGUGAACAGGUACAGUCGACAACAGAGGCCCAGUAUGACACUUGGCAGCAGGCAGGCAAUGUUCUUGGAUAUUGCCGACAGGGUGAAAAGCUGCUCUGAAUUUCCGGAGAGAUGCCUGGGCUCAGAUCUGGGUGGGGUGGCAGGGAGAGCCCUGCUGUCUGUCACGGAAGGAAGCUCUGCCCCUUAAUUCUAACUGUGUGGAGGUCAGGUUGUAUUUGCUCAGAGAAAAUAAUUCUGUAUGCACUCAGGGGUAACAUUAUUUGUACAAAAGAGGGAGCGUAGUCACAAAUGGGAGGGUUCUACUAAGUUAGAGGAAGCGGGGGCUGCAAGAACAACAGCACCUUUCAAGAAACAUUUUGUGGGAGGGUGGGCCCUGUGUGUGCUGCUACACUAUCAGGCAGGGAUGCACAACCUGCAUCCCUCCAGAUGUUGUUGGACUACACCUCCCAUCAUCCCUGAUCACUGGCUAUGCUGGCUGGGGCUGAAGACAGUUGUAGUCCAGAAACGUCUGGAGGGCUGCAGGUUGUGCCCCCCUGCUAAAAGAGGUGGAACUUAAGAUGGGGCACACAUCAAAGCACCAUGCCCUGCCCUCACUCUUGCCCAUUGUGUCCUCUACAGCCCCUGAAAUCCUGGAGCAGAAACCGUACGGAAAAGCCGUGGACUCCUGGGCGCUUGGUGUCAUCUCCUACAUCUUGUGCGUAUCUUUCUCUGCCUUCUCCCCUGGACAACCUCUUGCAUGUUACCACGGGUAGUGGCCUCUGAGCAGGCCUUUGAUUCAGUGCCUUUUGCUGCUCCCUGCAGGCUCUGCGGUUAUCCCCCUUUCUAUGAUGAGAACGACUCUGAGCUUUUCAACCAGAUCCUGAAAGCUGAGUAUGAGUUUGAUUCUCCAUACUGGGAUGAUAUCUCUGAGUCAGGUGAGUGGAAGCGGGAGGAGGGCGGGGGGGCAUAGGGAGGGCCACCAAUAGAGUCACUACUAAUAUGUAAGCAAAAAAAGAGAGAAAAUACAUCCUCCAAAAAGAGGACAAACACUCAUUUAUGAAAACUGAAAAAUAAUUAGCAUAACUUACAUAGAAACACAACAGAGCCAACCUGCUCAGUCCAGGAAGGUAUUGCCCGAAACCAGAUGUUAAUAACUCAUCUUAUAUUGUUGUGAGGUUUACCAAAAUAAAUCAGUCCCUCAUGUUUUAACUUCAGUCUUUAUGGGAAAUUAGAUACAAGACAGACAGAGGGCCAUCUUGUAGGAUCUCUCUAUGGAGACACCACGGAGAUGUAUCUGAGCUGUUACUUCAAAGCUGCAAGAGUCCUGUGGGUGUUUCAGUCCAGACUAUUUAUAUAUUAUGAGAACACAGCAGCUAGUCAAAAAGCAGCAGCAUAAAUCUAUUGCUAUUAAACUUGGAACCCCCAGGAGGCUUCAAAGAGGGCAGUAAGAAAAUGAGGAGGAGGAAGAUAGCAUUGCAUUGGUGAAGGGGUUUCCAUGCCAAGCAAAAAAGCAAAGCCUCGCCGUGGAUUUUGAGUUCAUUGCAAGGCAGUGGUGGCUGGCAGACCCUGGCCGUGGUGUGACAACUAGGCAGGACCAGUGGACAGCUGCCAGAUGCCACAUGGAACUGUUGAGAAACAUGGAAAACCGAAGGCAGGAAUGAAAUAAUUAUGAAGGAAAAAUAAAAGCGUGAGAAGGGAGUGGAGCAGUAUGAAAAUACUUUAAGCUGAGCUUGAAAUAAUUGCUCUCAGCAGAAAGUCACAGGGGAUGUACUGACUGUGAGUGAAGUAGUCUGAGCACCCCAAACAUUUGCAGCUGCACGUGGUUUUGAAAGCGGGAUUUACUGUGACCCUACCUGCCCGUAGCCUUAUGAGCACAGGUGAUCAUGAAUACACAAUAAAAAGGGCAGCUGGAGGUGUCUAUAGAAUAGUGAUCUACAUAAAGUAAAUGUCUCAGUGGAUAACUCUUUUAGAGGAAGGCUUUCCACUUCAGGCAAGAUCGUAGACCGUGAAAACCAUCUUACUUUGGCCAGCCUUCCUCUGCAUCCAGUUUAGGGAGCGUGAUAAUUUUUACUUCAGCGAGUUUAUUUUGUUAGAAACUUAUUAGGAGACCCCAAAUGGAAGAAUUUUGUUGAUUAGAGAGACAUUGGAUAGGAAACAGUAUACAUUUGCCUCACUGUAUGCCCCAAAUAGUAAACAAAAACAAUUCAUAAUCAAAAUGCUUAAGAAAUUGAUUAAGUUUUCAAAAGUGGAGGUAAUGUUGGCCAGAAGCCUAAAUUGAAGUUUAUUACAGUGGUACCUCGGAUUACAUACGCUUCAGGUUACAUACGCUUCAGGUUACAGACUCUGCUAACCCAGAAAUAGUGCUUCAGGUUAAGAACUUUGCUUCAGGAUGAGAACAGAAAUCGUGCUCUGGUGGCGCGGCGGCAGCAGGAGGCCCCAUUAGCUAAAGUGGUACUUCAGGUUAAGAACAGUUUCAGGUUAAGUAUGGCCCUCCGGAACGAAUUAAGUACUUAACCCGAGGUACCACUGUAUAUGGUUAGAACAAAUAAAAAUAGAAAUAUUGUAAACAAAUGAAACACUGAACCCCCCCCCCCCAAUUACAGUAAAAUAACUUGUUGGAGAAAAAGACGUGGGUGGAAUCUUUCUUCCUUAAGUGGUGGAUUUCUGUGUGGAGUGAGAGGUUUGUAUGGAAGAGUAUUACAAUAACUGUCUGAGGUGGUAAAAAUGCAGAUGCAGAGCUACUAUGUCACGGAGAACCAGGGCUCCAUCUUAACAGUAGGCUUUUCAGAUAACUGGCAAUUGUUGUCCAUUGCCAACAACAAAAGGGAACAGCAUCACUCUUGCUCCCUGCACUUUUCCUCAGCCUACCACAUUAACCGACAAAAUGGUGGUUCAGCAACCAAGAAAGCGAGUGCAGCCAUGCCAAGGGCAUGUGCCCCUUGGGUUGCCAGGGCGACACUUCAGGCAAUAAGCUUUUGAUUGAAUCGUGAGGCUUGCCCCUUUGUUUCCACACAGCCAAAGAUUUUAUCCGACACCUUCUAGAACGGGACACUGAGAAGCGAUUCACCUGUGAACAGGCCCUGCAGCACCCCUGGUAAGUCCCACCUGAGGGGGGGUCUGCAAAGGUCUUGGUGGGAAGGGGAAGGAAAUAAUUUUGCCCACUGCUGGCAUUUCUGUUGGUCCCAGAACAUUGUGUGGUGAAGAAGAGUUUGGGAGAUAAGACAAAGAUACAUACAUAAUACUGCAUUAGAACAAUACGGUGUUUUGUUUCAUGAGCCAAGCUGCCCCCAUUUUUGGUGUUCCCAUAUUAUCAGCAAUGGCCCUUUAGUGUGUUGUGUUUGUGUAACACUCUCUCUCUCUCUCUCUCUCUCUCUCUCUCUCACACACACACACACACACACACACACACCCUUUGGGAAAGCGAAAGAUGGUGUGGAGAGCAGCAGUGAGGAGGGGGGACUCUAACCCUUCCAUGAUUGCUCUUUCUUCUCCCUAAAUUCUCCGUUCUCGUGGCUUUUCUGCCAAUGGACUAAAAAUGCAUUUUGGGCUGGGGAGGGGCCAGCUGGUAAGGGAAUAUGAAGUGAAGAGCAGCGGGAAGAAGGUUAAGCACUUCCUCGUCCACUCAGAAUGUUUCUUACCAAGCUUUGCUUUUCUUCAAAACAGUGGUGAGGCUCCACUAGAUCAAUUUGAUUGUAACAGGAAGGAAAACAAUAGAUCACACUUCUGCCGGGUUCUGCCCAACUUUUGGGGGCCGGGCGCAUAUAUGACAUCACGUGGCAGAGGAGGCUCACCGGCGCCUGUUGCCUCACGAUAAAUCCUACUUUUCUGCUCUGCUCCAUCUCUUUCACAGUUUAUAUGUGUACACUACCACGUUAAACCAUAGACACCAGGGCACCAAGAUUUCCACACAUGCGAAUAUGAAGUGGCCAGAAAGUGAGCUGUGCAUCAGUUGAGCUAGACCAGUCCCAGACCAUUGAUGACACCAAGGCAAAAUAAUCUAACAAAAGAUAAUUACCCUGUCUGUUAUGUAUUUCAGGAUCUCUGGGGACACGGCUUUGGAGAAAGAUAUUCAUGGCUCUGUGUGUGAGCAGAUCCAGAAAAACUUUGCUCGCAGUCAAUGGAAGGUAAAGAGGAAUGUUUAACUUUAACCCAAUUUGGAGAAGGGUUUGCACUCUUUCUGCAGUGCUUAAUUUAAAGGAAGUGGUUCUAGGGUCCCUGCAAACCUCUGCUCCACACCUGAUAACAGGUGUAGGAUGUGGUUUUUGUGACAUGGCCAGAAUGAACUUGCGGACCUCAUUAAAAGCAUGACCUGCAAUAAUAAUAAUAAUAAUAAUAAUAAUAAUAAUAAUAAUAAUAUUUUUUAUAACAGAAUAAAACUUCAAACAUUAAAAACUUCCCUAUACAGGGCUGCCUUCAGAUGUCUUCUAAAAGUUGUAUAGUUAUUUAUCUCCUUGGCAUCUGACGGGAGGGCUUUCCACAGAGCGGGCCCCACUACCAAGUUUCCCACCACUGCAGAAAAGUUCCCCCUGCUAAUUUCUGCAGACCAAGCUGCUGCUUCAGGCCGGGCAGUUUUCUGUUAAGCUGGCAACCUUUUUCACACUUCCCUUCUUACAGCGAGCAUUCAAUGCCACAUCCUUCUUGCGCCACAUCACCAAGCACGGACCUGGUGCGGAGGGCGAGGAAAUUGGAGAGGCCACUUCUGGAGCGCAUCAUGGGAAAUGGUGACCAGAGAGGUGUGUGUGAUAGAAGAGCAUUUUGCCAGCUGGGGGCUGCUGGGGGCUGGGAGAGCAGAACUCUCACUUCUUUCUGCUCACUGCCCUGUACUCCUUACCAGUCGCUGGAUAUGCAGAAAUUAAGCAAAGGCGGCUUCUCUUAGCAUGGAAGCUAAGCAAGUGAGGCCUUUCCUUUUAUUUCUGCUUGUCAGUGUUAUUUUAAAAGCACCGGGGCAGGAAUGUAAUCAGAAGCUAUGCAGUUGUGGGAAGGGACUAAGCCUGAGAGCCAUACUCACAAGACCACCCUUGCCGCUCUCUGCCCGCUUGGCCUGCGUUUUGCAACGGAGCGUCAGGGGAGGAUGAGUCGAAGGGCAUCAUGCAGAAUGGGGUGGACUCUCCUUCCUCGGUGGUUUUUAACGUGAUGGCCAACUGUCAGGGCUUCUUUAGCUGCCAUUCCUGCAUUGCAGGGGUUUGGACUAGAUGACCCUCGUGGUCCCUCCCAACUCUACAAUUCUGUGAAAAACUCCAGCCUUUCUCAACCUUGGGUCCCCAGAUGUUUUUGGCCUACAUCUCCCAUCAUCCCUGACCCCUGGUCCUGUGAGCUAGGGAUCAUGGGAGUUGUAGACCAGAAACAUCUGGGGACCCAAGGUUGAGAACCACUGUAAGGGGUACAUUGCCCCCAUAGGUAGAUUUUUCUGCUUCCUGCUCAUUGGUUUUGUGGCAUGAUUAGAGCCCGGGAGGGGGAAAUGAGGUGGGGGAAUGGCCGUGGCAGUGAUGCGCAGGAGGGAUCCACUAGGGCACGGCUAACUCAGCUGAAUUGUGCACAGAGAGCGAGAGCGAGAGAGAGUGAUUUGGUUCACUCUACGGGCUGCUCUCUGAGAGUGACUGCUCCUAGGCACUGCUAGCAACCCAGCCUAGUCCUGGCUGCCAUGUUUCAUUAUUGCAAGCACAGUGCACAAGGAAACCUAGUAGCCGGGACUAAGGCAUGGGCAGCAUACAGAAAUAGGCUGCAGGGCAAAUAGCAAUGGGAAGGAGGGGAAGUCUCAGUGGGUGCAAGAAGGUCUUAUCCAGGACCAGGGCUCCAGAAGAUGGGGCUGCUUUGUCCUGGGAGUCCUGGAAGGGCGGGGACUUCUUAUCACAGAAAUGGCCUGUCUUUAACCCAUUUCUUGCCACCCGCAGGUGCCUGGAGAGCCUGGGCCGCUGCCCUUUGCAUGAGCUACCCUCCUGCAUGCGGCUUCACAGCCAUGACGCUGCGCCAGUACCCUCACCCAAGAGGUGGGCGUGCCCUUUCAUUUCCUGCUCCCCCUUCUGGGGACAUCUCUGCCCUGAGGGGCCCAGGAGUCACGUCAAGUCAGCCACUGUCCAGCCUGCUUUUAGCAGGGUUUGAAGUUGCCCUGCUGCCUGGGACCAAAGCCCGCCUCGCCCUUAAGGCUGGUGAAGCCCUCACAACCCUGCUGUGUUACUCACCACACUUCCUUCCAUGUUGGCUGUAGAGCCCAGCGAGAGCCCUGGAUGGCUUUGGGCGGUGGAGAGGUUGCUGUGUUGGUGGAGGGGCUGAAAAAGACACCCUUCCCCAUAACCCAUUGGGGGGAUUCCAAGAUGGAUUUGAGACUCUUUCUCCUCCCCGUGAGAGUAACAACAUGGUAGCUGCCAAGCAGAGAAGAUCCAGUGGAGCAGAAGGACCACACAGUAGCUGUGUGGGAAUAGUGGAACGGGAAAUCGUAAAAAAGCAGCCGCCAGGAAUCCUGAGACAGGGAGGUGCCAUUUGAUAGACAUUGGGGAGACCUCGGGAGUUGGGCUCCAGACGGUGAAGACAGAUGUAACAUUUAAAAGACGGAUGCUGGUGUUUUGUAGCAGCCUCACUGUCUCCAAACUAACUUAUACUUUUCUGUCACAGGGUGCACAUUUUGGGGUGGGGAUUCUGUAGGGUUUUUCUUAGCAUGGUUCAGUUUGAACCAGGGAGAAGUCAGCUGUGAUGAGCACCAAUUUGCAAGUACCCAGAAUAUCUCCAACUUACACCUCCACAUUCCGAAGCAGUUUUGUAGCCAUUUAAAAACAAACAAACGUUGAGGUUGUGUUUCCUUUUUUUAAGAUGAAGGAAGGACACAUCUAAGCCUCAGCACAUGGGCAGUGCUGCCACAAGUAACAAAACCGUAAGAGGCAAACAGGUCUGCUUCAUGUACAAGGCAUGGGGCAAGGAUGUGGGGCUGACACAUUGCCUUGCAGUAGGAAGCCACUGGCCAAUCCAGCAUUUGACUUGUUGGCACGUCUGCAGCAUGAGUUGCUAAGCUGGCGCUGCCCUGUGGGGCAAGAGCCUGCUCUGAGAAUGCUACGUCUGUCUUUACCUCUUGCUGAUUAGUGUUUUGUUUUUCAGUUGGGCCAGUUAGACAAGGUGUUGGUAGAUUCUAGGGAAAGAGAGAGUCAGCUGGGACCAGCCAGGAGCAGCCAAGGCCUCCUGGAUUCAUCAGGUGCUCUGCUUUAUGUUCACAGAUCUGUCGCUACUUGCCCCUCUCCCCAGGGAAGAACUGGGCUCCCUAGGACAGUUGCAGCACCCAGUCCGAAAUAAAGUUGCUUCUUUGGGUGCAGCUCAGGGAUGCCCCACACGGCGGGGGGAUGGGCUAUCCCCUAAUGUUCCCCAAAAGAUAUUGGUGGGGAAAGCAAGGGGGUCAGCAAGGUCAGUUGCCCUCCUCCUCUAUUCCACACCCCCUACCACCUGCCCUUGUAUUCCUGUCAGACUGAACAUUUGCUUUGCCGUGUUGCUCAGAGCUGGAGAUUGUUCUUGUGGUUCUUGUGGGGACUGGUGGGGGGUUGUUUCCGUCAUGCUUCCCCUCCCCACACGUGUCAAUAAAUGAAAACUGUAACACCGUACGG